AUGGCUCUUGUUGUAGACCAGCAACAGCCACAAGACAAACACUAUUGUCGGAUUUGCAAGAAAGGUUUUGCGUGUGGUCGGGCUCUAGGGGGUCACAUGAGGACUCAUGGAAUCAGCGAAGACAUUUCCAAUAUGGAUGAUGACGACGAAGAUCACACGAGCUACGAAUGGGCUCCAAACGCUAGCAAACGCAUGUACGCGCUCCGGACCAAUCCUAAUAGACUCAAGAGCUGUCGAGUUUGCGAGAAUUGUGGCAUAGAGUUCUCUUCGUGGAAGUCAUUUCUUGAACAUGGAAAAUGCAACUUAGAGGAAGCUGACUCGGACACUGUAGAAUCGUUUCAUGAGUCAGACUUUGAUCAGGAAGGUGUUCCAAAAGAAGGAUAUGAGCACAAUAGGUCAAAGAGAAAGCGGUCCUUUAGGGCUAAAGUUGGCAGCAUUUUUAACCCUACUUGUCCUUCGACCGAGGAGGAAGACCUCGCUCAUUGCCUUAUGAUGCUAUCCAAUGGAAUAGUUGAGCCGGUUGCUGUUGCCGAGACCGAGGAAUCUUGCGCCUUUGCAAUCAAAGAUGAAGAGAAACGACACCAUUUGAAUCUUUAUAACCAAAGUGACAAGAUCCCGACACAAUAUGAAAAGGCAAAAUUAGUCAUCCCAAAAGGAUUGUUUGAGUGCAAAGCAUGCAAAAAAGUAUUUAAUUCUCAUCAAGCACUUGGUGGACACCGAGCCAGUCAUAAAAAGGUGAAAGGUUGCUUUGCAGCCAAACUUGAUCACACCGAUGAUAAUGAAGCGGAUCAAGUCCAUGGUAUGAUCACACAAAAGGAGUUGUAUCAUACUAACCUACAAUAUGACCAUCAAAACGGAUCUUCUGUUAAGAAGAAGGCAAAAGUACACGAGUGUUCCAUAUGUUACCGUGUGUUUUCCUCUGGACAAGCUCUUGGAGGGCACAAAAGAUGUCACUGGAUCACAUCAAAAUAUUCACCGGACCACGCAAAAUUCGAUAACAGUCAAUUUUACAAUCAAGCUGACGUUGCAAUAAACAAUAUUUCCAAGGAUUCGGAAACACUUGAUCUUACACUUGAUCUCAACUUCAAUGCCUUGGGUGGUAAGCCACAAAACAACCAAAUUUCUCAAGAGGUUUUUUUAUCACCAUGGGUAAAAGGCGACGGAUGUGAAAAGGACAAAACCUACACAACAAAAGAGAAGAUAGAGAAUUUAACGGACGAUGAAACAGUGACAAAGACAAAAUUUGCUAAGCUAGUUGAACUUAAAGAAAUGAACACAAGUGAAACUUCAUCGCAUUGGUUACAGGUUGGUCUUGGUUCGACUUCAAGUCAAGCGGGAAGUGAUCUUUAG
Molecule: messenger RNA, 1350 nt
Organism: Microthlaspi erraticum
Lineage: Eukaryota; Viridiplantae; Streptophyta; Magnoliopsida; Brassicales; Brassicaceae
Source: the annotation of a GenBank genome assembly